This is a messenger RNA of Polypterus senegalus (gray bichir), 2187 nucleotides long. RefSeq names its product carbonic anhydrase XII (gene ca12). The coding region runs from base 53 to 1594 and encodes 513 amino acids. Gene Ontology annotation, molecular function: zinc ion binding; carbonate dehydratase activity. The transcript has 9 exons. The record is from RefSeq and is a predicted model, not a curated record. Lineage: Eukaryota; Metazoa; Chordata; Cladistia; Polypteriformes; Polypteridae. Gene Ontology annotation, cellular component: plasma membrane.
CGUUUGGGGAUUUUUUUUUGCGCGUGUUUGGAGGCUCACCUGAGUACUAGAAAUGACUUGGCGGUUUCUACCUGCGCUGCUAACGUAUCUGAUCGUCGCUGUCCAUAGCGAUCCCAAUGCAAAGGGGCCAAAGUGGACCUACACGGGACCUGAUGGAGAGCUUUACUGGAACAAAAACUUCCCAUAUUGUGGUGGGGUGCACCAGUCCCCUAUUGACAUACGCAGUGAUGUGGUGCAGUAUGACGCCUCCCUGCAGCCAGUUGAACUUCUCUACUAUAAUGUGUCUGGGGCCUCAAUGCUGAACCUGAAAAACAAUGGGCAUUCAGUGGAAUUGUCACUGCCAUCCAGCAUGUGCAUCGGAGGUCUGCCCUACCGUUACUCUGCAGCUCAGCUACACCUGCACUGGGGGAGCACUAUGCAGCCAUGGGGCUCGGAGCACACCAUCAAUGGAAAGCGAUUUGCAGCAGAGCUGCACAUUGUGCAUUUCAAUUCUGACAAGUAUGCAGACCUGACGACAGCUGCUGACAAAGCAGAUGGCCUGGCAGUGCUUGGUGUUUUCAUUAAGGUUGGUCAGUUCAGUCCAGCAUUUGCCAGAAUUCUGAAGCACUUGAGCAGUGUAAAAUUUAGAGAUCAGGUUAUUCAAGUGUUGCCGUUUGAUAUCCGGGACCUCCUCCCUGAGAAGCUUGAUGAAUAUUACCGUUAUGAUGGCUCUCUAACAACACCCCCCUGCUACCCCAGUGUUCUGUGGACCAUCUUCAGAGAGCCAGUAGAGAUUUCUUCAGAGCAGCUGAACAUGUUGGUGUCAAAGUUGUAUUGCAACAGUUUCCAAGAGACUGUACCAGUAAUGAUGGUCGAUAACUUUAGGCACACCAAGGAUGUGAAUCAAAGACAGGUCUCUGCUUCCUUCCGUGAAGGACAAGCCAGAACUUCAAGGGUGCCACCUCCAAACCUGCGCAGACAUCUUAUCCAGAAGUUGAAGUUUGAAGACUUGGGGGACCUCACUGAUGAUGAAAUGACUGGAAUACCAUAUUCAAAGUUUGGAUAUCCUGACCUUCCAGCUAGCAAACGGACUGGUAGAGUGACUCAAGGAGCUAAUGAUGUGGACUGGGAGAAGCGGUCCACAGGGCAUGCCCCAGGAGCCUUGCCAGAAUACUGGAGCUACUCUGGGAUUAUUGGGGAGACAGGAAAUCCGAAAUCUAAAGACUCCCCCUUCAGUUUCAGUGCCUUGGAGAAGUAUGUUCGAUUACUGAAGAAGAGUUAUUCCUCAAGAGAGUUUGUAUCUGCUAUUAGCGAAGCGGUGUGUCCAGAACUAAACGUUCGAAGCUACCUUGAAGGAAGAUCUUCUCUCAUGCCGGCAACUGUGCAGAGAAUCCUGCAAGUUAGACGAGCCAAAGAGGCUGCAGAACUCAAUCACGUCCCAAGAAGAAUCGCUCGUGGGCAAAGGGGUAGCUUCAACGCCCCACGAGCAGGGAUUGCUCAGUCCUCUCGUGUUCAAGCUGUCCACCCCAAAGUGCGACGCACUAGCAAUUACCAUCCAAAAGUCUGGAAUGGUGGAAACUCUGUUCAUCUGCGUAGGAUGAAUAUAGAAGAUUAGGUUUGUGGUUACACACCACAAGAUAAACACCUCCAAGACUGAGACUUGUGAACUUGUCUAAUAUCCUGCCUUUUGUUCUUUAGGCCAGUGACCUGGAGCAGUAUCUGCCCCAGGAAGCUUGACUUUAAUGCCAAGUACAUGAAGGUUGUGAUUUGACUGAAGCAAAGCAAACUUGGUCAAGGCAGAGGUUGGAGUCUCAAGGUCCUUUUUUGUUUGUUUUUGCCUUUUUUAUGGAAUAUUGUAAUGUUAAAUUUUGGGUUUUGCAUUUGGUGAGAAGUCAAUUUAGCAUGUAUAGUACGUACAUUGCCCUACCUUUUUUUUUUUUUUUUUUUUGAAAAAAUCUGGAAAUCUGUCCUGUCACUAAUGGAGUUUAUUCAUUGCAAAUGGAAUUGUUGCUGGACUAUGCAUGUCAGAGUAACAUGUGCAUCAAAUGAAGAGAACCUGUUGCCCAUUUGGGGUCUGAAUUUGUCUAGCCUUCCUCGCCCUACCUCAUUAUUUGGCAGUAUAUGUACACAAACGUGUGUUAUUUCAGCGUUGCCAAGCCAAAAUGAUGUUGGUCUAUCGAAAUAAAUAUAAUUAUGAUGGGUCUGGUC